AUGCCCAACUACAAGCUCACGUAUUUUGACUUGAGAGGACGAGCUGAAAUCCAUCGUCAACUCUUUGCUUUGGCCGGUGUCCCCUAUGUUGAUAAACGGAUCAAGCCCGAAGAUUGGCCAACAUUGAAGCCAACAACCCCAUUCGGCCAGCUUCCUUUGUUGGAAGUCGAUGGAAAACCCAUUCCCCAAUCAAUGGCAAUCGCUCGUUUUUUGGCUAAGCGAUUCGGUUUUGCUGGUGCCAACGAUCUUGAGGAGGCUCAAAUCGAUGCUCUCGUCGAUUUGUUGAAUGACUAUAUGACUGAGCAAAAGCACUUCUUUGGGGUGCUUGUCGGACGAGUGCCUGGAGAUAAGGCAGCCGCCACCAAAGAGCUCUUCGAACCAGCCAGAGACAAGUACUUUCCACUUGUCAUCGAGAAAUACCUGAAGAAGAGCAAGAGCGGAUUUCUGGUUGGCUCAAAAGUCUCAUGGGUUGACUUGCAUCUCGCCGGCCACAUCACCACCUAUCAACAGCUCAUCCCGGGAGCUUUUGACAAGUAUCCAGAGGUGAUUGCCCAUCGAGACCGAGUCGAGGCUCUGCCUGCAAUCAAAGAAUGGAUCGCUAAACGGCCAAAGAGCAGCUAC
Molecule: messenger RNA, 621 nt
Organism: Mesorhabditis belari
Lineage: Eukaryota; Metazoa; Nematoda; Chromadorea; Rhabditida; Rhabditidae
Source: the annotation of a GenBank genome assembly